This is a messenger RNA of Musa acuminata AAA Group (dessert banana), 1266 nucleotides long. Its product is annotated as peroxidase P7-like. Gene Ontology annotation, biological process: hydrogen peroxide catabolic process; response to oxidative stress. Gene Ontology annotation, molecular function: peroxidase activity; heme binding. Bases 21 to 992 code for a protein of 323 amino acids. The record is from RefSeq and is a predicted model, not a curated record. The transcript has 3 exons. Lineage: Eukaryota; Viridiplantae; Streptophyta; Magnoliopsida; Zingiberales; Musaceae.
UUUUGGUAGAUACACUAAGAAUGAGUUCGCUGCGAGCUUCCUCCUCCAACCUUGUGUGGGUGGCCGCUUUGGUCGUGUCACUCAUGGCCUUGUGUGAGGCGCAGCUCUCGCCUAACUACUACGACAAGACCUGCCCACAGGUGCUGCCAACCGUCAAGAAAGCCACCGGUACGGCGAUCGCUCGAGAGCAUCGCAUGGCCGCGUCCCUCCUCCGCCUCCAUUUCCAUGACUGCUUUGUUCAGGGUUGUGACGCGUCCAUCUUGCUGAACGAUGCGGCGGGCAUCGUGAGCGAGAAGAACGCACGUCAAAACUUCAGAUCUGCGAGAGGAUACGAAGUGAUCGACGGCAUAAAGUCGGCCGUGGAGAAGGUGUGUCCGGGCGUCGUGUCUUGUGCUGAUAUCCUUGCCAUCGUUGCACGAGACUCCUCCGUAUACGUGGGUGGGCCUUCAUGGAAGGUGAAGCUCGGAAGAAGAGACUCCACCACCGCCGACAAAGAUCUGGCAGAGCAAAACCUGCCAUUAGCCUUCGACGACCUCGACACGCUCACCUCCGUGUUCGCGCGGCAAGGACUCAGCCUCAAAGACAUGGUCGUCCUCUCAGGAUCGCACACCAUCGGGCUGGCUCAGUGCGCCACCUUCCGGGGGAGGAUAUACAACGAGACGAACAUCGACGCGGGAUUCGCCAGGACGCGGCAGCGCCGGUGCCCUCCGACCGCCGGCACCGGUGACACCAACCUGGCCCCGCUUGACCUGGUCACCCCCGGCUCCUUCGACAACAACUACUACAAGAACCUGCUGAGUAAGAAGGGCCUGCUGCACUCGGACCAGCUCCUCUUCAACGGCGGGUCGACCGACGCCACGGUGGUGGCGUACAGCAAGGACCAGGCGGCUUUCUUCGCCGACUUCGCGGCUGCCAUGGUGAAGAUGGGCGACAUCAGCCCCCUCACUGGCUCCGCCGGGGAGGUCAGGAAGGUCUGCAGCGUGGUGAACUAAGCGCUGUUAUCCUCUCUCUCUCUCACUCUGUGUGUGUGUGUGUGUACGUCAGAUGCGUCCAAAUGGGAUGGACUGUGUCUUAUACGUUGUCGGUGUUUGGAUUGCCUCGCUAUCGACGUUUCGGUCGAUGCAAUGCAAAUGGUUUCUUCGCGAAGCCCAUAUGUUUGCUAUCAAUAAUGAAGUCCACGUUGAUCUAAAGAACACAUAAUCUAUUGAUUGUAUUGUAUUCGAUUAACUAAUCUAUUUUAUUCAACACGUAGUCAAAUUGCUCACA